Messenger RNA from Pelmatolapia mariae (spotted tilapia), 465 nucleotides. RefSeq names its product sialic acid-binding lectin-like. Lineage: Eukaryota; Metazoa; Chordata; Actinopteri; Cichliformes; Cichlidae. Gene Ontology annotation, biological process: defense response to Gram-positive bacterium. The transcript has a single exon. The record is from RefSeq and is a predicted model, not a curated record. Gene Ontology annotation, molecular function: RNA nuclease activity; nucleic acid binding. Bases 1 to 465 code for a protein of 154 amino acids.
AUGCUCGUGCUGCUCUUUGCUACCGGAUUUUCCAAAGUGAACAAUUUUCAACCAAGCGAGAACCGACCUGAAGAAACCCCGUAUGAAAAGUUUAGAAGACAGCAUGUAGAUGCUAAGAUGACUGCAAAGCAGUGUAACACAGAAAUAUCAGAUAGGAAUAUCUACAAAAUUGACAACAGUUGUAAGGAAACCAACACAUUCAUCCUCAGCAUUCCAGCAAAGGUCAAAUCCAUUUGUAGAGGUGAUGGGAGGUACGAUGAAAAUAGCGGCAUGACGUAUAGUACCGCAACGUUUCGCAUAAUUAAAUGUAAGCUAAAGCAUCAGGGAGCCAGGAAACCCAACUGCCAGUAUGAAGGCAGGCUUCUCACUAACAGAAUCAUUGUCGUGAAAUGUGAAGGGAAGUUACCUGUGCACUUUGAUCGGGACUUUCUGCCCUCUGAGAGCAACGAUGGCGAGCAACUAUGA